This is a messenger RNA of Solea solea (common sole), 749 nucleotides long. RefSeq names its product histone H2A-like. The transcript has a single exon. Gene Ontology annotation, cellular component: nucleosome. Gene Ontology annotation, molecular function: structural constituent of chromatin; DNA binding; protein heterodimerization activity. NCBI's taxonomy places the organism in Eukaryota, Metazoa, Chordata, Actinopteri, Pleuronectiformes, Soleidae. The record is from RefSeq and is a predicted model, not a curated record. The coding region runs from base 312 to 698 and encodes 128 amino acids.
AGACACGAGCGACUCUCUGCUCUUAAACUGUGGGAGCAGCUGUGACACGGUGACGCUGAUUCAGUCCUCCGGCUCCUGAUUGGUGGUGAGCGGCUCUUCCAGGAGCGCAGCGCCGCCCAGAGGAGCCCGAGACCCCGCUGCUUAUUGGACAAAAGUGGCUUGAAAGCGCAGAGGGUGAUCCCCCCUCUGCUGCUCUGCUCUGGUUGGUCUGGCAGGAGUCUCCGCGCUUUCGUGGACAUAUAAAGGAGGGUUUGCGCUGUUUGAGUCACACUUUCUCUGAGUUUGUCAGAAAAAUCUAGUAAAAAUUAACCAUGUCAGGAAGAGGCAAAACCGGCGGAAAAACCCGCGCUAAGGCAAAGACCCGCUCCUCUCGUGCUGGACUCCAGUUCCCCGUCGGUCGUGUUCACAGGCUGCUGCGCAAAGGCAACUACGCUCACCGUGUGGGUGCCGGCGCCCCCGUCUAUCUGGCCGCUGUGCUCGAGUACCUGACCGCUGAGAUCCUGGAGCUGGCUGGAAACGCCGCCCGCGACAACAAGAAGAGCCGUAUCAUCCCCCGCCACCUGCAGCUGGCCGUCCGCAACGACGAGGAGCUCAACAAACUCCUGGGCGGAGUGACCAUCGCUCAGGGCGGCGUGCUGCCCAACAUCCAGGCUGUUCUUCUGCCCAAGAAGACCGAGAAGCCCGCCAAGUCCAAGUAAACCACAACAACUCCACAAGCAAACAAACAAAAGGCUCUUUUAAGAGCCACA